Messenger RNA from Paramecium tetraurelia, 2700 nucleotides. RefSeq lists its product as uncharacterized. Gene Ontology annotation, biological process: phosphorelay signal transduction system. The record is from RefSeq and is a predicted model, not a curated record. Gene Ontology annotation, molecular function: phosphorelay sensor kinase activity. NCBI's taxonomy places the organism in Eukaryota, Ciliophora, Oligohymenophorea, Peniculida, Parameciidae. The transcript has 4 exons.
AUGUUUUAAAAUACUUCUUGUUCUCAAUCGAAAAACACUUAAGACAAUUUACUAAUUCAAGGAAGAGGUUUAGUUUCAAAAUAAAAUGUCAUUUAAAUGGUGAUAUUUAAUAUUUUGAAUACAUUAGUUGACCUGAUCUUACUAAUUCAGUAUCCUCAUUAAUUAUAGUACAUCAUCUCAAAAAUGUCCUUGAGUGUUUUGAUGACAAUCAUAAUAAUAUCAUUUUGGAGAAAAAUAACUCAUGUUAUAAUCAAUAUUAUUUUGGUUGUGAUAAAAUUUAGCUCAAUCCUAAUACUUUUGUUGAUUGGAUCAGAUUAUAUAUUGAUAAUUGUAUUAAUAUGUGAACAAAAUAAUUUUUCAACGAAUUUUGAACACUUUGAAUAUUUGGUUCAAAAAGUAAUGAUAUUAAUUGGAUGUUUUAUAAUAUUGAUCAUUAAAUUUAAUGUGAUGGAUAUAGUAAUAAUUGCAAGUGUAUUAAUAUUUGAUAUAUACCAAUUAAGUUUAAUUUUUAAUAAGUAAAAACAAUAAAAUAAUGAAGACUUAUUUAGUUUAUCUUAAAAUAAAAUUAAUCGAGAAGUAAUAACUAUUUGCAAUAAAGAAAAUGCAUGGUUGAGUAGAAUAUCAACUCUUCCGAUAUUUUUUGUUAUGAUUUCAAAAAAAGAUUUAAAAUUAACAUAUAAAAAUCAAAUUGUUAAUAAACAUUUUUCAUCAGUUUGUAAAUCUGACUCAGAAUAUGAUAACCUAAUUCUAAAUUAGUUGAAUUUUUCAAUUAUUUCAGAUAGCUUUGAAGAUCAAAAAAAUAUUACUACAGAUCAACACAUCAUAAAGAAUAGAUUGAGGAACAAUCAUUCAAAUAAGAGUAAUUAAGAUAAGAAAGAUUUCUCUGAUUUAGAUAGCAUAAAUCUAAAAUUUAAAGACACGAAUAAAUUAUUUGAAAUUUUAUAGAACUAUAAGGAUGGUAGACUAUUAGACACUAUUAAUUAAAUGAAUAAUACUUUAGAACUAUUUUGUCAACAUCAUUGGGAAGACUCUAGAUGCUCGACUUACACUGGGUAGAUUAAUUUUAAUUAAGAUGAUGAUGAAAUCAUCUUAACAUUGAUUGACAUAUCCAAAUAAAAUAAGUAUUUUGAUGAACUCACAAAAGACCAAUUUAAAACCUAAAUAGCCCAAUCCUUUUCGCAUGAAUUAAGAACACCUUUAAAUAGUUCCUGCAACUUCUUAUAAUAUUGUUUAAAUCAUAAAGGAGUUGAAGAGGAGUUGAAAAUCAACUUCAUCUAACCUGCAAUCAAUGCGUUAAGGUUAUAGUCUUAUUUGAUCAAUGAUAUAAUUGAUUUUAGUUCAUUAUGUGCUAAUAAUUUAGAAUUAGAUAUCAAAGAUUUUCUGAUUAUGGAUUUAGUGGAUGAAAUAAACAAAUUGUUUAAAUCUGUUAUAGAAAUGAAAAAGUUAAUCUUGUAUGUUGAUUUAUUGGAGAACUAAAUUAAUAACAUUUGUACAGACUUUUAGAGACUAGUAUAAAUUAUAGUAAAUGUUCUACAGAAUUCUAUUAAAUACUCGAAUUCCGGAUCUAUUCUUCUUAAGUUGACCUCAUAUUCAUAGAAUUACUUAAAAAUUACAGUUAAGGAUGAAGGAUUUGGAAUAGACGAACUUCGAUUAGCUAAAAUUCACCAAAUGCUUUUGGAUGUUGAAUCAAAAUAAAACUUUUCCUAAUAUUCAUCUUGGCAUGGCUUUGGUUUACUCAUCUCAUAAAUGUUGUUAUCAAAACUUUGUCCUGAUGAUUUUAAAUCAUUAUUGAUUAGAUCUGGCGGAAUUGGGUAAGGAACAAAAGUGACAUUCUAUAUUAAGAAUCACAAGUUAAUUAAGUAAUCAUCAAGUGUUCAUUAUAAGGAUAAACCAAUAAGGCUAAACAGCAAACUAAGAUAUAGUAAUCUAUCAGGUUCAUGUCAUCAUUUAUCUAUAAAUGGAACCUUUAUUUAAAUUAGUGAUUUAUUUGCUUCUAAUCAAAAAGUUAAUAAUAAUGUCCCAUUUGUUAAAAAAGUAACCCUCAAAUCUUUAAAAUCAAAUGAAAAUUCCAAUUUUUCAGAUAGCAUAAUUAACUUAGAUUAAGAUUUUUAGAUAUCAGAAAUGCAUCACUUACAACCAUUUCUAUUUACAGAAAAUGUUCACCAGAGAGUCAAAUUAAACAAAUAAGAGUAAUCUCCAAGAAGUAAUCAUCCAUAAACAAAAAUUGUUAGCUACAAAUAAUUAAAGCUUUAAGAAGAACAAGAGAGCGAAUAAAAUUUGAAAGCAUUUAUGAAGAAGAAAAAGUGUAAUUGUAGGAGAAUUUUGUCAGUAGAUGAUGAGAUUUUUAAUUAAAAAUCAAUUCAAUUCUUAUUAACAUAAUAGGGUUUUGAAAUCAUUUUGGCAUUUAAUGGACAAGAAGCUAUUUAGAUAGUGAAAAAUACCCAGAAAUGCAGCUUGAAUUGUAGCUUAUUUUUAUUAAUUUUAAUGGAUUAUCAAAUGCCAAUAAUGAAUGGAUUAUAAUGCACUAAGCAAUUAAAAUAAAUGAUGGAUCAGCAUCAAAUCCCUUUAAUUCAUAUCAUAGGGUUAACAGCAUUUAAUAGUAAGAAUGAUAUUUUAAUGUGUCUAAAUUCCGGAAUGAGCGACGUAUUAACAAAACCAUUAAUAAUAAAAGAACUAUUUGAAAUAUUACAACUUAUUUGA